Messenger RNA from Lampris incognitus (smalleye Pacific opah), 2514 nucleotides. It is a transcript of the gene lsg1, whose product is annotated as large 60S subunit nuclear export GTPase 1. Lineage: Eukaryota; Metazoa; Chordata; Actinopteri; Lampriformes; Lampridae. Gene Ontology annotation, cellular component: cytosol. Bases 76 to 1956 code for a protein of 626 amino acids. Gene Ontology annotation, molecular function: GTP binding; GTPase activity. The transcript is spliced from 14 exons. Gene Ontology annotation, biological process: ribosomal subunit export from nucleus. The record is from RefSeq and is a predicted model, not a curated record.
GUCCCACAUGGGCCGCAGCAUCGAGUCGCGGAGACGGUGCGAAGUGUGUUGAAAGCGGCGAUUUGACGAGAAAGGAUGGGUAAAAAGAAGACCGGGGGGACCGCGGGACUCGGGAGGGCUCUGAUAAAGGAGAGACUGCAGGCGGGACGCGGCAGCAAGAGGGGCAACACCUGGCUCCAUACCAGCGAACUGAACGAUGGGUAUGACUGGGGUCGACUCAACCUGCAGUCGGUGACAGAGCAGAGCUCCAUGGAUGACUUCCUGGCCACUGCUGAGCUUGCCGGGACAGAGUUUGUUGCAGAAAAGCUCAACAUCCAGUUUGUACCGGCGGAGGCGCGGGCUGGUCUUCUGACGACGGAGGAGAAAACCAGGCUGAAGAAACUUCACGAAGACAAUAAGCACUUCCUCCGAAUCCCGAGACGACCCAGCUGGGAUGACGGCACCAGUCCAGAAGCUCUUCAGCAGGCAGAGAGAGACAGCUUCCUUGAAUGGCGACGACAGCUGGCACAGCUGGAGGAGGAGCAGAAGCUCAUUCUCACCCCGUUUGAGAGGAACCUGGAUUUCUGGAGACAGCUCUGGAGAGUCAUCGAGAGGAGCGAUGUUGUGGUUCAGAUCGUUGACGGCAGGAACCCUUUGUUGUUCAGAUGCCCUGACCUGGAGGCGUAUGUGAAGGAGGUGUCUCGGGACAAGGUGAACAUGCUGCUGGUGAACAAAGCGGACCUGCUGACCCGGGAGCAGAGACGGGCCUGGGCCAGACGCUUCCAGAGAGAGGGCAUGAGGGCCGCCUUCUGGUCGGCUCUGGCAGAGAGCGACAGGCUGGAUGCAGAAGAGAAGGGCCUGGAGCAGCAGGAGCCCGAGGUUGGAGAGAGUGACCCAGAAGAGGAAGGAGUGCCAGAUAAUAAUGAAGAGGAGGAGGAGGAGGAGGAGGGGAGUGAUGAGGAGGAAGAGCAACGGGAGAAGGUAACGGUGGAAGAAGAGGACUGGCAGACCUGCUCAGAAGGGGAAGAGGAGGAAGAGACCACUAGUUCAUCACACGAGUCCUCCUUCCACAACUCCAGUUGCCUGCUUCACAAAGACGAGCUGCUGGCCAUGUUUAAGGCGGUGCACAGCGGAGCCAGAUGUAAAGACGGACAGCUCACCGUUGGCCUGGUUGGUUAUCCUAAUGUGGGGAAGAGUUCCACCAUCAACACCAUCUUCAGGAACAAGAAGGUGUCGGUUUCAGCCACGCCCGGACACACCAAGCACUUCCAGACUCUGUAUGUGGAGCCAGGCCUGUGUCUGUGUGACUGCCCGGGUCUGGUCAUGCCUUCCUUUGUGACGACCAAAGCGGAGAUGAUCUGCUCGGGGAUUCUGCCCAUCGACCAGAUGAGAGACCACGUCCCCGCUGUCUCCCUCGUGUGUCAGACCAUUCCCCGCCACGUGUUGGAGGGCACCUACGGUAUCAACAUCAUCCUCCCACGAGAGGAUGAAGACCCCAGCCGCCCCCCCACCGCAGAGGAACUGCUGAUGGCCUACGGAUAUAUGAGAGGCUUUAUGACGUCACAUGGCCAGCCUGACCAGUCCAGAUCAGCCCGAUACAUCUUGAAGGAUUACGUCUGCGGUAAGCUGCUGUACUGCCAUCCUCCUCCACACAUCAGUCCAGCAGACUUUCAGCCUCAGCACACCAAGUUCCAGGCGGCAGAGCUGAGCGGCUGCGACGCCUCCGAGAUUAGCAAAAAACACCACAAGGUCAAGAGAAUCGAAAACACGGUUGACAGAAACUUCUUCCAUCAGGAGAACGUGCGAGCGCUCACCAAGGGUGUCCAGUCCGUCAUGGGCUACCGGCCCGGCAGUGGCCCCGUGGGGCUUGGAAAACCCGACAGCACAGAGAUGCCCCUUGGAAAACCCUGGAAGAAACACGGAAACAGGAACAAGAAAGAGAAAGUCCGCCGGCUCACCAAGCAUCUGGAUGCGUGAUGAUGACCCGAGGACUGAAAUGGCUUGUUGGUAACCUCAGGUUGAAUGAAACGACCCUAAGACGGUUUACAUGCAAUUCCAACAGAGUGAAUUGAGUUGUGUCAGAUGGAAAAUGCAGGUUCUGCAUCACAGGAGCGAGGCUGGGUCGGCUCUGCUAUACGAAGUCCUUUAUGGUGGACGUACAGCUGUCACACAAGACCCGACACAGCUCAUCCCAAGUGACCCAUGUUCUCCAGGUGACCCAUGUUCUGAUGUGGACCAGAUUUUUUAGAGGAUGAGGAUUUUGUGACGAUGAGAUGAAAUAUUAAAUUUCUUUAGCUGUGCUGAACCUGAUUUCAAACACAUGAUACAGAUGUGUUGAAAUACAAUGUACUGCUUUCAGGAUCAAGGCAUUCAGACAUUUAUUCCUGUACUCCUUGCAGUUUGUUGAUAAAGUAAUGUUUGUCAAAUUAGCGUGGUUUAUUUCUCAUUUCUGCCAGUUUAAUAUUGCUCUUAUGCACUUUGUAAUUCGGGGAGCCGAAGAGACUUUCAUAACUUUUAUACUGCCAGGUUGCAAUA